Messenger RNA from Bicyclus anynana (squinting bush brown), 1080 nucleotides. RefSeq lists its product as uncharacterized. Bases 164 to 874 code for a protein of 236 amino acids. Gene Ontology annotation, cellular component: non-motile cilium; centriole. Gene Ontology annotation, biological process: cilium assembly. The record is from RefSeq and is a predicted model, not a curated record. Lineage: Eukaryota; Metazoa; Arthropoda; Insecta; Lepidoptera; Nymphalidae. The transcript is spliced from 4 exons.
CUUUUAGUUUUGUAUAAACUAAAAAUAAAAACUCUGAAUUUAUUGUGUUAUUACCAGAAAAUAAUGUUUUAUGUUACAUUCAUUUAAAAAAAAUUGUUUAAACGUUAUAAAACUGUACAUAAUCUGAACAUCAUUGCACUUGGUUUUUUUUGUUUUACAAAAAAUGGAUUCUGAACAUGACGAAUAUUAUGAAAUAACUUCACAGUUAGAUGCAAGGGAAAUACUUAGAUACCUAAAUAAUUUAGGAAUACGUAACAUAAGUGGCGAAGUUUUAAAAUACUUCAUAACUGAUUUAAAAAAGCUUAUAAAAUAUGACCUGCAGCAACGAGAUAGUAAUCUAAGUAGUAAAACUCAGACAACUGAAGUCAUAGGACCAGAGAGGUUACACAGUGCCACCACAUUUUCAUCUAGAACUAGAUCUAAGACGCAAGACACUCCAUUAAUAUGUAGUAAGGAAUGUCAGAGAUCAAGAAAACACACCAAUGUAAGAACAGUUAAUUCUGCGCCUAACUUGUUUACACAAAAAGCUGUUGACAAACCCACAAGGAGGGCUUGCUCUUGUGUCCGAGUUGACAAAAAGCCAGAAAUGGCAAAGGAAACAUUAAAACCAACUUUUAGUAGUAAUUUGAUCAAAGUCCCUAAACAAGUUACCAAGAGAAAAAAUGAUCCUGUAUCUCUAUACCAUUAUUAUACAUCUCUUUGGGCAAAAUACAAACCAAAUGUUCCUGGGGAGAAUGACUGGGCUGAUUUGAGGUGGAAUAUUAGACAGAAGAUGGUAGGAAAUAUAUCUGAACCCACUAACAAGCCUACAGCAUUGCAAGAAAAGCAAGCUGUUAAAAAGAAGAGAAUUCCUUCACAGCCUGAUGUUUUAUGAUUUAUACAAGAGAGAAAAUAUGUUAUUAUGAUUUAAAUAACAUGAAUUCUACAUCCUAGAAUGUAUUAAGUAUUUGAAAAAGUAUACUAUACUUAACACUAUAAGACUUGUGAUUAAGGGAUUUUAUGUGAUAUUUAGAUAUGGUACAAGUAUUACAUAUGAGUAUUUUUACAAGGUUUCUUUAAUAAAACUAAAUUAAAGCAAAA